UCUUGGAGGUGUAUCAAUUUCCGACAAACCCACCGUGAUUAUGUUUGUCCCUUUCCUCUCAAGAUAUGACAUGUACUCAUACACUCCCUAUUAGAUCCAUCAUCAAUCUUCAAUAAAUCUCCAUUUCUUUCUCCCCCUUAAAUAAUAAAUACGCCAUUUCUUCCUCUCUAAAACUCUUACGAAACAAUGGCUUUAAAAAUACAACUUUUUCUUGCACUCUUCUUCUUCCUACUACAAUUAUUACUACUUCUUGCUCAAACUUCUGAGGCUAUCAAACACAAUAAAUCCCCAAUUGAAAUCCAACCUUACAUUAUUGAUUAUCGAAACGGUACCGUUUUACGAUACUAUAACGGCCCGCGUUCCUUUGUCCCUCCUCCAAUUGACUCUCAAGUGCAAUCCAAAGAUAUCACCAUCCCUUCUUCUUUAAAUCAUAAUCUCCGUGCCCGGGUUUUCCUUCCGGCCCGACCUGACCCAGCCCGGAAGAUUCCUGUUCUUAUUUACUUCCAUGGGGGAGCAUUCUGCAUCGGUUCUCCCUUCGGUUGGGGUGAUAAUCAUUUUGUGGCUAGGGUCGCCGCCGAGGCGCGGGUUAUUGCGGUUGCCAUUGACUAUCGCCUCUACCCGGAGUUCGCGGUUCCUGCCCCUUUAGACGACGCAUGGGCUGCCCUCGAGUGGGUGGCAGCUCAUGCGUCUCGUACCGGGCCUGGACAUGAACCGUGGGUGGCCCAGUAUGGGGAUCUCCAAAGGAUCUUCGCUGGAGGUGAUAGUUCAGGUGGCACCAUAGCUCAUAAUUUGGCUAUUCGGGCCGGGCUUAGCACUGGCCCACGCCUUCAUGGCCUGUUCUUGGCCAUGCCUUACUUCCUAGGGUCAAAGCGGGUUCCUCUCGAGCCCGAAUACAUCCGGUUCUCGCCCAAUUAUAGAGUAUGGCCCUAUGUUUGCAACAAAUGCAAGCGCGGGGUUGAUAACGCGUUCAUCAACCCGUUUGGGCCAGGUGCCCCUAGCCUUAGCCAUCUUGGAUGUAAGAAGUUGUUGGUUUACACAGCCGAGGUGGACGAGCUUCGGGGCCGAGCGAUAUGGUACUACAAAAAAGUAAAGGCGAGCCGGUGGGCGGGUGAGGCCCGAUGGAUCGAGGCCAAGGGACAAUCCCAUAUAUUCCAUAUAUCGAAACCAGAUGAUCCAGCAACAACUAAAUUGAUUCAAGAUUUGUCAGCCUUUAUCAAUACUAAUAACUAAUUAAUGUUUUUGUCCUUGUAAUCAAGUUAUGAGUUAAUCAAAAAUAAUUUAUUGUGAUAA
Spinacia oleracea (spinach) is the source of this 1290-nucleotide messenger RNA. Its product is annotated as 2-hydroxyisoflavanone dehydratase. The transcript has a single exon. The record is from RefSeq and is a predicted model, not a curated record. Bases 187 to 1230 code for a protein of 347 amino acids. Gene Ontology annotation, molecular function: hydrolase activity. NCBI's taxonomy places the organism in Eukaryota, Viridiplantae, Streptophyta, Magnoliopsida, Caryophyllales, Amaranthaceae.